Molecule: messenger RNA, 491 nt
Organism: Glycine soja
Lineage: Eukaryota; Viridiplantae; Streptophyta; Magnoliopsida; Fabales; Fabaceae
Product: auxin-responsive protein SAUR71-like
Exons: 1
Coding region: 21-404 (127 amino acids)
Biological process (GO): response to auxin
Source: RefSeq, a predicted model, not a curated record
ACUAUUUGUUUCUCUGAAGCAUGGGUAAAACAUUUAGUAGUAAUAGUAGUCGCUGUUCUUGGGGAUUGUGGAUGGGAGGGUUUGGAGUAGUAGUGGAGCCUAUGAUGAGGAAACUACAAAGCACUUUCUCACGUCCAAAAGGGGUUAUCAAGCAGGGUCAUUUUGUGGUGAUUGCAACACAAGGGUGGAAGCCAGAGAGGUUCUCUAUUGAGUUGGAGUUUUUGGAUCACCCAGACUUUGUCAAGUUGUUAAAGCAAGCUGAAGAAGAGUUCGGGUUCUCUCAGGUGGGAGCCCUUGCAAUUCCUUGCGAACCAGAUGACCUCAAGAGAAUUAUUGCAAGGAAAAAGAAUAGGAACAAGGGUAUUGCUAUUUCCUGUUGGGUUAAAGGGAUAAGAGUUGCUUGAGACCUUGCCAUGCAUGUUUUUUAAUGUUGUCUUAAUUAGUUACUUAAUUUCUUUGUAAGAAGUAGCAUGUUUCGGGUGAUCAUAUCC